This is a messenger RNA of Eufriesea mexicana, 3395 nucleotides long. Its product is annotated as calpain-D. Gene Ontology annotation, biological process: positive regulation of transcription by RNA polymerase II; neuron differentiation; brain development. Gene Ontology annotation, molecular function: RNA polymerase II cis-regulatory region sequence-specific DNA binding; DNA-binding transcription activator activity, RNA polymerase II-specific. Lineage: Eukaryota; Metazoa; Arthropoda; Insecta; Hymenoptera; Apidae. Bases 868 to 2982 code for a protein of 704 amino acids. The record is from RefSeq and is a predicted model, not a curated record. Gene Ontology annotation, cellular component: nucleus. The transcript has 2 exons.
CUCGUCGGGCGAGCGUCGUUACGACGUCGGUCGAUAAUGUCAUCUCGUGAUCGACGAGCAGCAGCCUUAUUUUUCUUCUUCCUGUUUUCGGCUCUUGAGAAAAUCCGUAUAGAACGCGGAACGUAAUCGAGAGUAAAGAAAAGCAAAGAAGAGUAAAGGAAGGGUGCCGUUCGCUACGUGUUUCGCGCAGUGUUGUGCCAAGUGCGCCAAGUGCGCGUAUAUACACCCCGAGAAUUGUAAUCGCCGUCGAUAGCCAGGAUCACGCGAAUCCGACGGAGAGCGAAGAAGAGAAAAGAAAGUAGGGAAACUCGUCGCGGGUCGCGGAAAAUCGACAGUGUCGCGUAACGCUCGGCACCGAGUUUUUCCCUUUCGACGAGUAUCUCGCGAAUACGCGUCGUACUCUCGCUAUCGUUGCGUGUUCUUUCGUCUACCACGAUUACCGUCUAUGCUCGACUUCUCACCGCGACCACCUACUAUAUACCGUCUUUCCGCGGUGUCGCGCGUCGCGUAUCCGUCCAAAGGAGCGCACGGCGUGUUUCACGGUGGUGGUACUAGUAGUGAGCUGUGCUGGUGGUGUACGAUCGUCGUAGUAACCUAGUAAUAGCGGUAAUAGUAGUAUCAGAUAGUAUUUUAUUAGUAGCGAUAAUAGUAAUAGCAAUAGCUGUAGAAGACGACGGAAGGGACACGAAGAGAAGAAGAGGGAGAAAGUUGCCAUAACGAGAGGGUACGAAAGGGAAUAGGCGAAAAGUAGAGAGAGCAAGAUUCAAGGCCGAAGAAACGAGUGUAGUGUGUUUGUUCUCGCCGCGAAGAGAUCAAAAGUGCGUAUAAAGUGAGGAAAAGAAAUUGUCGGAAAAACCUGGGGAAAAAAUGGUGCCGCAACAACAAGAUAGUCCCUCUAGUUCGGGAAUUCCCAUGUUCGGAUCGUUGUUGGUGGAUAAAAAUUCGCCUACGCCGUAUUCGGAUGCCACCCAGACGAAGAAGAACAACCCUAAUCAUAUAAAGAGGCCGAUGAACGCGUUCAUGGUCUGGUCGCAGAUCGAGCGGAGAAAAAUCUGCGAGAUUCAGCCCGAUAUGCACAAUGCGGAGAUCAGUAAGCGGCUUGGAAGACGCUGGAAAACGUUGGACGAGGCGGAAAGAAGACCGUUUAUCGAGGAAGCGGAACGACUUCGGCAAUUGCACAUGAUGGAGUAUCCGGAUUACAAGUACAGACCGAGGAAGAAAACGUCGAAACCGACUGCGUCGGCGGCGUCAGUAAGCCCAAAGACGAAGGAAGGGGGUAAGAAGCCGAGGAAAUCGGUUUCCUCGUCCACAGGAGCAAGUCUCUCCGGCGCGAUAUCAGGCAAGAAUCACGCGCGAAACGAUAACAAUAACAAUAUGCAGUCGAGCGGUAGCGCGAAUGGCAGUGGUGGUGGUGGUAGUAGUGUGGUCGGUGGUGGUGCAGCCGUGAAGAGGUUGCAAGCUCAUCAUCACACCGGUGCUACCAAACCCGUGUCGCGUUUCAAAGUCAGGCUGGCAUUGGACAAGAGACCACCUUCCGAUUAUACUCCGGCACCCCCUAUCGCCAAGAUACCGAGCAGUCCUUCGUGCGUUACGCCGGAUUCUCCGGAAUCCGCGAGCUUCUACGAGGAUAAUUUCCUCGAAUGCGGCUCGGCUGCUGCCGCUGCCGCUGCUGCCGCUGCUAGGUUGGCUGCGAUAGCCACCUCCGUUUCUGCUUCCGUGAACGCUGUCGGUAGUAACGCUGGUACCUCGAUUAAAACGGUCGUCGGUGGUAGAAAAAUCAAACGGGAAGCCAGUUUCGAAACGGAUUACGAAACGACGUUCGAGCCGAAAGAUCGGUUGCUAUCCUCGAUCGGAUCCGUUGUUACCUCGAAUCAAGCAGCAGCAGCAGCAGCAGCUGCUGCCACUUUUUCCUCCUCUAUCGAAGAAAUGGAUCUACUAUCGGAAAAGAGCUUUCGUGCUCGAACGCCUUGUCACGAUCAACACCAGCAGCAACAUCAUCAGCAUCAUCAUCAUCAUCAUCGUCAGCAACAGCAACAACAGCAGCAGCAACAGCAGCAUCAAAACCACAAUGGUCACAGUCACGGACAACACGGCCACGAUCACGGCAGUCGUAACAACCAUCAUCAUCACCACCACCACCAUCAUCAUCACCAUCACAAUAAUCAUCAUCGUCAUCACCUGGAACGUCGUUCGAGCUUUUUGACGAAAGAAAAUUCGACGAUUGCGGGGACAACUGGUUCGCCGACAGCCGCGACUACGAUGGUGACCACGGAGACGGGAAGAACGACGAUCCCCGUGAGCAUCGAAGCGGUGAAAACGGAAACGAAAACGGAAACGGAAAUGGAAAUGGAGACGGAAAUGGAAAUGGAAACGGAAACCGAUUCGACACCCGUUACCAGCAGUGGUUGUUGUCCCAGCACCAUCGCGGGCAUCAGGAGUAACGGAAACACGAAUAUUGCCACGACGACGACGACAACGACCACGACCACGGCGACGACCGCGUUGAACGAGUGCUGCACGGACCAGCGACGAAUAUCCUCGAAACGUUCCGCCGUAUUAGUCACUGCCACCACCGGUACGAUUCCUACCCUCGCUGCGCCACCGCCACCGCCACCGCCACCGCCACCGCCCACGAACGACGAUUCGCUGGACGAUAACAUCGCUGUCGCUACCGCAACCACCACCGUUAUUACCGAUAAUCGUAACGUUAUCGGAGACGGAGCGACUAUCGCCGCGACAGUCGUCAAACUCGAGGAACCUUCCAACAAUCCGAGUUUGGCCGAUCUUUACUCGUUGACGGAUCUCUUGCAAAUACAGCCGUCCGACUUUAAGAUCGAUCUCGACAUGGAAACGAUAACUACCGAUCUAGACACCUUCGAAACCGCCAGUUCCAGCAGUGGGUCGCAUUUCGAGUUUUCCUGUACACCGGACGUUACGGACAUGCUGUCUACCAUUGGCGUAGGCGAUUGGGUUACCUUUUGAGGCACUCGAACAGAAGAAACUCUCGCUACUGGCGCGUGUUUUCCUUCGAUACACGCCGCAGAGAAGAGAACCUUUCUCGUUACUCGCCAACUUUGCGCACGCCACCCUUCUUAUCAACCACGCGCUGGCCGAUCGAUUCUCUUUGGAUAACCACGCAUUCUCCCCCCUCCCUGCUUCUUCUCCCAACCUACGAUUUCCACGAUUUCCACGAUUUCCACGAUUUCCACGAUUUCGAAAAUCCACCGCAACGCAUGACGCAACGUCGCCGUUCUUCCUCGAUACGCGCGUGUAUCGCGUGUAUCGCCAUCUUUAUGUACAUCUCUCGUCUCUGUAGUAUUAGAUUUAAGACCUUUCUUUUCCCCUUCUUCCUCCUUCUUCCUCCUUCUUCCUCCUUCUUCCUCCUUCCUCCUCCU